AAUAUAGGUAACUAAUACACGUGUAGAAAUCGUUAUAGCGGGAACACAUGAGAUAUGAACCGAUUUGUAUUAAGACACAUAGAAAAUUACCUCGAAGAUCCGAGUUAACAAUUCAUUAUUAUGUACAUGUAGACAUGUUGAUAAUGUUUGGUGUUCAGAAAGAUAUGCACGUGGAAUAUAUUGUGGUAUAAGGAUGCUGCUGUAAUCGUCAUACAGUAGGUCUCCAAACAGCGUAUAACUUAAGGGGACAGAAGAAACGUGAAGUGGUUCCUAAAAGAAGGUCGUUCAUAUCGGCAAGGGAUAUUUGGUGCAGUGUACUUACAAUGAACAUUUCCAUGAGAACAGAAUCGUACAGAUUUCCAUAGUAACCACUGUAUUUGGUGUUCCAGCAAAGGAUACAAAAUGGCGGAUGCUGGGAAUGUAUAUAAAUCAGAUGAAAUAAAAGACAGUGACGUCACACGGUACACUGAUGACGCAGGGAAUACCAUUGAAUACGUAGAACAUGACGGUUUAAACCAGCCUCUUUAUGAGCUAAAGCUUGGCGCUGUUCCCGACUUCCGGUCCAAUAUCAAGCGGAUACAAGGGAUGCCAUGUCGGGAGAGCGACGUGUUUAUAUGUGCAUAUCCUAAAGCAGGAACACACUGGGUAUGGGAGAUAACUCGCAUGCUUGUGAAAGGAACAACGGAAUACGAGAAAGAAUCUAAAGAAACAGUCACGAAUGAGUUCCACCUACCACAGGAGUUCGAAGCCAUUCCAUCACCACGAGUUUUCAAUACACAUCUGCCAUUUCGUCAUUUACCCAAAGACAUAGCAAAUAAAAGAUGUAAAAUGAUAUUUAUACAAAGAAAUCCGAAAGAUGUAGCCGUCUCUUUCUACAACCACACUAAAAACUUCGACUACCUCUUCUACAAUGGCGACUGGGAACAUUACCUUAAAUUGUUCUUGUCUGAAAAAAUAUUCUACCAAGGCUGGUUUAAGUACACGACGGAGUGGGAGGCUGUGAUGGCAGACAACCCUCAUAUAGACUUUCUCACGUUAUAUUAUGAGGACAUGACCAAGGAUCCUCUGAGCGAAAUCGCGAAAAUUGGAACAUUUCUAGACGUUCAUUACGAUGAUAAAUUUGUGUCUGCAAUCGCAGAAAAAUGCAGUUUUAAAAACCUUAAGACCGCAAACGUUUCCAAGGAAUACACCUUCAGUAACAACCAGCAAAUAGAUGUCGGGCUCAUGUUUCGUAAAGGUAAAGUUGGAGACUGGAAGAACUGGUUCACGGUGUCACAAAGCGAGGAGUUCGACAAGGUGUUCUGCAAUAAGAUGAAGGAUUCCCAAUUCCAGUAUGCCUUUUCAGUAGUAUAAAGAUUUAUUUCAUAGCAAUAAAGAAUUCCAGCUGAAGUAUGAUAUAUUGACUGCAAUCAUUAAUGUUUUGACAAUUUUACACAUUGACUUAUUUUUGAAAAACAUUGAGAUUGUAUGUAUAAUACAUGAGGGAUACUGUACUAUGAAGCAGCCGUUAUUUCGUUUUGAUACACAAAAGCCUUUCCACUUAGGUCAUGAGUUAAUAAGCGCACCUGUUUUAUUUUCUAUGUUACAGGGAUGGUAAUCUUUAACAGCGCAAGGUUUCUCAGUUUUUAUCUACAACAGCAUACAUACCUAUGGAUUGUUGUCAAUUAAUGUAUAUAUCUACAACAGCAUACAUACCUAUGGAUUGUUGUUUGACUGUAGGUAACAGAUAUUGUGAGACCAUUCUGAAACCAGCUAUUUUGUUAAAGUAUACUAUUUUUUUAUGAACACAACUUCCUUUUGUGGUGUUUAUGGUACCAUAAGAUAUGUCAGAGAGAUCAAUUAAAAACUGCGUUCCUAUUGAGAUUCCUUUAUCAAAAUCCCUGAAUAGGCGUUUAUCCAUUAUGCUAUUAGUAAUAACAAAACUUAUUUAUUGUAAAUUUUGAUGUUUAUUACAAUGGAAAUGAAGUAUGGCGAUAUGAUAGAGAGAUGCCAUAUGUUUGAGAAGGCAUGCUACAAGGAACUGUUUAAUGCCUGCUGGUGUAGAUAAUCCAGUAAUGAACAAAUGACUGGCAUAUGGUAAAUGUAACAUUUCAGUAAUAAAAAACUACUUGACUUCUGCAUGACAUCCCUGUGUAUAUCUUGGUGAGGGUAAUAUAUUAUAUAUAUAUAUAUACAAUAAAAAAGUUAUUUGAUCCUUACGGACGGAAUAAUAAUUUUAAAACAAAACAACUUAACAACGUUCUCUUAGCGCUUUCUCUCCAUCUUGGGAGUUCUUCAUAUAUAUAUAUAGGAGAAAGCCGCAUGUUUAAUCCGAUUGAUUUGUGCGAUAUAAAUAGGAAGGGAACCCUCAUGUAUUAUUCAGAGAUUUGUGUGAUAUAAAUAGGAAGGUAAUCCUAAUGUAUUAUUCAGAGAUUUGUGUGAUAUAAAUAGGAAGGGAACCCUCAUGUAUUAUUCAGAGAUUUGUGUGAUAUAAAUAGGAAGGGAACCCUCAUGUAUUAUGCAGAGAUUUGUGUGAUAUAAAUAUUAGAGAAUCAUCAUGAAAUUUUAUCUAUCAAUGUCGAACCUCUGUAUCGGCUGCAUGUGAGAUUAAGGCAAAAUCCUGCUCAAAAUAAUGUAAGCAAUUUCCAUAUUUUCUCCAUUCAUAGAAAUUGAGAAAACAACAUGUCCUGAAUAAUUUCGAGGUGAUCAUGUUGGGACCAUAUCAUGAAACAAUGUUUCAUAUCUAGAUAGAUAUUUUAGCAAAGUUAGCCAAAUCAAUCAUCAAAUAGUACGUAAUUAUAAUCCAAAGUACUAUCGUCCUGCCAUCAGUAUUAUAGUAAUAAGUAUCAAUCAAUCAAUCAAUCAAUCAAGCAAUCAAGCCAGCAAGCAAACAAUCAAACAACGUGAUGCCAAGUCCAUAUGCUAUGGCCAGCGUUAAUCUAUACAUGAUAGCCAUAGUGUUCUGCGUGAGCGUUCUUCACUGGGAGAUACCUAUUCUGUAAAAAAGGGUUGAUGUUAGGGAGCGGGAGAUUUGUAUUAGGUUCUGGCAUUGAAUGCUAAUGAUAAAUGUAUGUUUACUGUAGUAUUGGCUAUAUAUCAAUAUAGUAAGAUAGCAUGUGAUAUUUUAUUACCAUAUUUGGUAUUGUUCAAUCAAAUACAUUAAUUUAUUUGGUACGUAUAGCUUUAAUGUUUUAAAUUGAAUGUUUAAGUAUUAUAUGCCCUGAACAUUGUUCAAACGAGAAGUAGAUGAGAGUAGGGAUCAAUUACAUGAAUAUGUUUUAUAAACAAUAAAUGUUGUCAUGAUCCUAUUAUCGUAUACAACUGUAGUAUCCAGGUGUGUAGAAGUUGAUAACGAGUAUGAUGUUAAUAUGUCUACCUAUCUAUUAAAUGGUGCUGUGUAUUUGUGGUUUAACAGUGAUGUUUUAAUAGUAUCAAUAAAAUUUAACCUUA
This is a messenger RNA of Pecten maximus, 3429 nucleotides long. Its product is annotated as sulfotransferase family cytosolic 1B member 1-like. The record is from RefSeq and is a predicted model, not a curated record. Gene Ontology annotation, molecular function: sulfotransferase activity. Gene Ontology annotation, biological process: sulfation. The transcript is spliced from 8 exons. The coding region runs from base 403 to 1353 and encodes 316 amino acids. Gene Ontology annotation, cellular component: cytoplasm. NCBI's taxonomy places the organism in Eukaryota, Metazoa, Mollusca, Bivalvia, Pectinida, Pectinidae.